Clarias gariepinus (North African catfish) is the source of this 618-nucleotide messenger RNA. RefSeq lists its product as uncharacterized. Gene Ontology annotation, cellular component: nucleus. The record is from RefSeq and is a predicted model, not a curated record. Bases 1 to 618 code for a protein of 205 amino acids. The transcript is spliced from 6 exons. NCBI's taxonomy places the organism in Eukaryota, Metazoa, Chordata, Actinopteri, Siluriformes, Clariidae.
AUGGCAACAAAAGGAAAAGAUAGAGCAGCGAUGUUCACGGCAACGGAACAGCGUUUGCUAUUGGAAACAUAUGAAGAAUUUAAAGAUGUCAUCACCAAAAAAGGCAAUACAGCGGCAAUAAAUAAAGCAAGAGAGAAAGGUUGGCAGGAAAUUGCUGAUCGUCUCAAUGCCAGCAACUUAAAUGAAGGAAAAAGAACCUGGCAGCAGGUGAAAAUAAAAUAUAAAAAUAUAGUUCAGAAUGCGACCAAAAAGAAGACUGAGGUUGCUGGCACUGGGGGAGGGCCACCACCAGCCAGCUUCACUCCUGCAGAGGAGCUGGCUUUGGAAAUUAAUAAAGGGAGGCCCGUCCUUGAGGGAAUAGAGGGGGGGACAUCAUCUAAAAUGAUAUCACCUAGUAUAAGGAGUGAGUAUAUAAAAGUGACAAAAGAUUCUGUAUGCUUUAUGGAUCCACCAGACAUCAUGUUGCCUGAUGCUGACUCUGUUCUAGAGCCCUCUCAGUCUGGGACCACAUGUGAAAAAAACCCAGAAAACAUAAAAGGAGUGUAUAAACGCUACCUCCUUAAACAAAUGGAAGCGACUGAUAUCGACAUCCAGUAUAAAAAACUGAAGAUGAGGUAG